CCAAUCAAAUCGCUUGUUCUUGCGAGGUUACCGAGUUUUAUAUACUAAAUUUAGAUAUACAUUUAUUUCUGUGUUUAUUGUCAUUGUUUGCAUAAGAUACCAGUAAUCUUUAGCAGGUGGCAGAACAGGCUCUUCACAUAAACAAACUCUGCCAUGCAUACCAGAGAUCAAUACCCAAGAAAUAGUUCGACAGAAGUCUAAAAAAACUCUAAUCGUACUUCUCCAAUUAUUCCCCAAAUAGUGGUUGGUGUGAGGCGCAUUUCGCACAGGUUAUCUUCAGGUUGGGAUAUGUCGGUUUGAUUGAAAAGGGUCAGCGGGUAGCGAGCCAGGCCUUAUGACAGCUCAGUAAUAGCUUACAACGCCGUGAGUUCAAAACACAGCUAGCCGGCGAAUAUCCCGACGGCCCAGAGGCAGCACUUAAAGCGGCUUUUGCGAUAACGGCGACCUAGCGCCAUCAGUAUGGGGACGGUGGAGCUCUUGUUGACUUCAGUCUUGCUGUUGGGCGUACAACUCUGUCAGGGAUAUGGAUUAAAGGACAAAGUUAUCAAGAGAGUCAACACUACAGAGAGGCUAAUAAACCUGCGCGCGCAGAUGAAAUCACGUGGUCUUGACGCGUACAUCGUGCCGCCUACAGAUGCACAUCAGAGUGAAUACAUCUCCACGCAUGACAUGAGGAGAGCGUUCGUGUCUGGCUUCACAGGUUCUGCUGGUACGGCUGUGGUUACUAGGACCCAGGCCGCGCUAUGGACCGACGGUCGGUAUUACGUACAGGCGGCCAUGGAGCUCGAUGACAAUUGGAAGCUGAUGCGAGAUUAUGAGUCUGGUACUCCAACGAUUACUGAAUGGCUUGCAAAGGUUUUACAAAAAGGCGACAAAGUAGGCGUUGACCCUUAUCUGUUUAGUACACAAGAUUUUGAGGGAGAUGAAAAGGAACUUAACGAGAGCAAAAUACAGUUGGAAGCAGUAACUCCAAACCUGGUGGAUGUAAUAUGGGCAGACCAGCCGGAUAAACCCAAUGCUACACUCAUAUCACUGUCAGUCAAGUACACAGGAAAGACAUGGCAGAGCAAAGUGACCGAUAUGAGGGUCAAGAUGAGGGAAGCAAACGCCUCAGCCUUGAUUCUGUACAAACUGGACGAGAUUGCAUGGUUACUAAAUCUGCGCGGUAGUGACGUGCCCUUUAACCCUGUGUUUAUCUCCUACGUCAUCGCAACUGCUAGUGAUGUCACACUUUUCAUCGAUAAGCAGAAAGUUACUGCCGAUGUCCAGGCCCACCUGAGCGUGGGUUCAUGUACGUCUAUGUGUGUUCGCCUUAUGCCCUAUGAGCGGGUCGUACCGGAAAUAAAACGGAUAGCAUCGCAAGAGAGCUCAGGGAAAAUAUGGAUCAGUCCUCACUGCAACGAGGCACUGGUCAUGCAUGUCAACAAGGACAAGCUACUGCUAAAGUUUUCCCCGGUGAAGUUACCAAAAGCAAUCAAAAACAGCGUAGAGAUAAAAGGAAUGCGGAAUGCGCAUCUAAAAGAUUCUGUGGCGAUAAGUGAGUUCUUCCAUUGGAUGGAACAUGAGGUUCCAAAAGGACGGAAUGAUUUGACCGAACUCUUGGCUUCGGCAAAGCUGGAGGAAUUCAAAAGCAAGCAAGCGGAGUACAUGGGACCCAGUUUCUUCAGUAUCGUUGGUUAUGGGCCAAAUGCGGCCAUCAUACAUUACUCACCAACUAAAGACUCCGAUCGUCAGAUCACCACCGACAGUACACUACUCAUUGACACUGGCUCGCAGUACAAAGACGGUACAUGUGACACUUCUCGCACUGCUCAUUUUGGAACUCCAACGGCAGAACAAAAGGAGGCGUACACUCGUGUGUUGAAAGGACACAUUCAGCUCAGUAUGAUGGUCUGGCCCAACACCACACAAGGGCGAUUCCUGGACAUCAUAGCCCGCAAAGAACUAUGGGCCGGCGGGCUAGAUUAUAAGCACGGGACAGGACACGGGAUUGGAAUGUUCCUUAAUGUUCACGAAGGCCCGCAGGCGAUUGGUCCAAGGUGCCCAUCACGCGAGGAGCACCCCAUUGUCCCAGGAAUGUUCACUUCUGAUGAGCCUGGAUAUUAUAAGACUGGCAGCUUUGGCAUUCGAAUAGAGACUGUGCUACAAGCCGUCCAAAAAGUAAAGAGCCACACGGACGGAGUGUAUUUCAUCGGUUUUGAGCCGAUCGGUCUGGUUCCAUUUGAAAAGAAGCUUAUCGACGUCGACCUGCUGACGGAAGCCGAGAUAAACUGGAUCGACAAUCUCCAUGAAGAGUCUCGUAAGAAAGUUGGCGCGAUGUUGAUGAGCCAAGGAAAACCUGAAGUAUACCGAUGGCUUAUUGGUAAAACGGCGCCAUUACGAAAACAGGCAGCAGCCGUCGCGGGUGCUCAUGGGAUAUUUUCUACUGCAUCAACUCUGCUCUCCGGUCUUUUUCUCCUUUUCUUGACAUAACUUAAAAUCUAUUCGCAUUGAUGAUUGUAAAGUCGAAAUCAUUCAUUGCUUUAAAAAACACAGGCUUUUGGGAGUUACUUAGUGCGAUGCUUGUGACACAACAACAUAACAAUGGAUAACAGUUGUACGAGUUGCUUAAUUUUGAGUAAGAAAGUAGGAAAAUACCUUUUAUGUAGUAGUUGUUAUUCCUACGGCGCAACAUCAAACAACAUAACAGUUCAUCAUCAAUAAAAUAAUUCUUUACGCAAAAAAGAUACUUUUUAAACAUCAUCCUAAAAGCCAAAAUAAAGCAACAAACUUA
Molecule: messenger RNA, 2773 nt
Organism: Nematostella vectensis (starlet sea anemone)
Lineage: Eukaryota; Metazoa; Cnidaria; Anthozoa; Actiniaria; Edwardsiidae
Product: xaa-Pro aminopeptidase 1
Exons: 27
Coding region: 460-2472 (670 amino acids)
Molecular function (GO): metalloaminopeptidase activity
Source: RefSeq, a predicted model, not a curated record